Messenger RNA from Tachysurus vachellii, 2263 nucleotides. Its product is annotated as class I histocompatibility antigen, F10 alpha chain-like. The transcript is spliced from 8 exons. Gene Ontology annotation, cellular component: external side of plasma membrane. NCBI's taxonomy places the organism in Eukaryota, Metazoa, Chordata, Actinopteri, Siluriformes, Bagridae. Gene Ontology annotation, biological process: immune response. Bases 125 to 1168 code for a protein of 347 amino acids. The record is from RefSeq and is a predicted model, not a curated record.
CACUGAAAAUGUACUGUAACAAGAGAGAACAAUAAAAACAGGAGUAGAAGUAUCACAGUGUAUAAAUUAUUAGAGUUUAUUUUGUUAGAAUUUUUUUGUGUUUAUUAUUUUUCUCUACUAUUUCAUGAUGAUUCCCUGCACUUUAAUAUAUGUUCUAAUCUGGAUAUCAUUCUCUAUUUGUCCGUCUUACACAGUCACACACACACUGCAGUACAUCCGCACUUCAGUCACACCAGGAAUACAUUUUCCAGAAUACACUGAUGUUGGUCUGGUUGAUGGAGAGCCAUUUGUGUACUAUGACAAUAACAUAAAGAAAUACAUCCCAAAAACUGAGUGGAUAAAGAAGAUCACUGAUGAUGAUCCAGACUACUGGAGCAGUGGGACACAGAAUCAGAAUUAUGAACAGGAGAUCUACAAAGAAAAUGUGAUUACACUAAUGAGGCGCUUUAAUCAGACUGAAGGGGUUCACACACUACAGAGAAUAUAUGGAUGUGAGCUCCAUGAUGAUGGGACUGUUAGAGGUUAUGAGCAGUUAGCUUAUGAUGGAGAAGAUUUCAUCAGUCUGGAUCUGGAACAUGUCACCUGGACUGCAGUUAAACCUCAGGCUCUUAACACCAAAAACAAACUGAAUACUGAAGGAGCUGCUCCUUUUGAAAAAUUCUAUCUGGAGAACAUCUGUAUUAAGUGGUUACAGAAGUAUGUGACCUACAGCAGAGAGACUCUGGAGAGGAAAGAUCGUCCUGAGGUAUCCGUCCUCUACAAACACCCGUCUCCAGAUGUGGUGUGUCACGCUACAGGUUUCUACCCUAAAGAAGUGAUGAUCACCUGGCAGAGGGAUGGAGAGGUAAUGUAUGAGAAUGUAGAGCUCAGAGAGACGUUACCAAACCAGGAUGGAAGCUUCCAGAAGAGAAGCAUACUGAGAGUCUCACCUGAGGAUCUGCAGAAACACAACUACACCUGUGUGGUUCAGCACAGCAGCCUGGACAAGGAGAUAGUGGAGAUCUUCCUGAGAGAUGGAGGAUCUGCUGCACUGCGUAUUGGUUUUCUUGCUGCAGUCUUGGUUGUUGUUGCUUUUGUUGGAUUUCUCAUCUGGAAGAAAAAGUCUGGCUUCAAACAAGUUCCACAAAACAUGAGCCCCUCUGAAGAAAAAACACAACAAGAAGUCUGACUAUCUUCUGAACUGAGAGAUAUGAGUCUGUGUAAGUAUACAGUAUGUAAACUGUGAGGUCAAGCCAAACCACAGACUGGACAAGUACACAGCACUCAGGAGCGGACUGGCCACCUGGAGCACCAGGACAGCAGCAUACUGCCUCUUUGCCCAUAUCAAACACAAACACAAAGGAGGAGCUGAGAGAGUGUGGAAAAUAGGAAGAAUGAAAAGCCCUGCCAUUUAUAUCCGGGCUUGAGACCGGCACUGAGAGUUAGCUCUCAGUUAGCUGGGUUAGCUCCCUAUCCAGGGAUUGAACCCAGCAAUGAGAUAUAUAUAUAUAUAUAUAUAUAUAUAUUAUUAAGCAUAUAACUUCUUGCUAACUUGUGUAUUUAACUGUGUAUCUACUGUGGUUUGUCCUGUCUUUAGUCUGCGUCCUGUUUCAUGUUUUCAGUUAUUAAACCCUGUUUUGAUUUAUGCUAUCCUGCGUUUGGGUCCGCUCUGUUUCGUGAACAUGACAAUUUGUCUGUGGUAUGGUAGAAUAAUUCUAAUAUUCCUAAUGAGUUUUUGAGGGUUCACCUGUAGACAUAUUUACUGUAUUUUGACAACUAAUUAUUAAGAAAGAUCACUUGUUAAUCAGUAACCAUUUUUUAUAUUUUGUAAUCCAUAAACUUCCUCAGAGAUGAACACAGUGGACGAAUUUAUAAUUUGUCUGGUAGUCUAAUUGUUAUAUCACCUAAUAAUAUUAGCCUACAAGGUUAGCAAUUCCGGUGGAUUACAGGGUAGCUUUUGGUUUAAGAUUCUUUAACGUUCUCUAAAUGUGUAAUAUCUGUAUUGAUUUUUUUAUACCCAAAGAAUAAUCUAUUGUUCGGACUCCUGUAAUAUUUUCUUUUGAAAUUUCUAUUGUUAGUCGCUCAGAAUAAUUGCGUUUGCCAAGUAUCAUAAAUGUAAAUAUGUGUUUUAUAUUGUAUGUUUAUGUUUUAUAUGUAGUAUAAUUUGUAUACUUUUCCUAUGCUUCUGUAAAGCUAUUUUGAGGCAAUGUUAAAGUGCUAUAAAAAUGAAAUGAAUUGAAAUUAUUAAUAAAAGUACAGUGUUGGUACAGUUUCUUUGCUAAAA